Bombyx mori (domestic silkworm) is the source of this 3773-nucleotide messenger RNA. RefSeq names its product cationic amino acid transporter 3. The coding region runs from base 250 to 2016 and encodes 588 amino acids. Gene Ontology annotation, biological process: L-ornithine transmembrane transport; L-arginine import across plasma membrane. The record is from RefSeq and is a predicted model, not a curated record. NCBI's taxonomy places the organism in Eukaryota, Metazoa, Arthropoda, Insecta, Lepidoptera, Bombycidae. Gene Ontology annotation, molecular function: L-ornithine transmembrane transporter activity; L-lysine transmembrane transporter activity; L-arginine transmembrane transporter activity. The transcript has 11 exons. Gene Ontology annotation, cellular component: plasma membrane.
GAUUGGAGACCGUAGAAUAGUGGCUGUUUAAUACAGUUGCGGACUUGGUUCUUGGUUCACAAUACCACAAUUUCAUUUCUUUCAAUUUUCAUUCAGUGUCCGACGGAAAUUAGCGCGCGUCGGUUGUGUGUUUAACAUGAUGGAAUUGUUUUUAAAGUAAUUCUCUUUCGUGUUUGUGGAGAUCUUUUUUUAAAUUUAUACCUAGUUUUUGGGGUCGUGAACUUUGUGAUUUAAUAAGGAUUUUUAAAGAUGGGCUGCGGUAAGAUCUUCGCGACGCUACGUCGGUGCAAAAAAAUUGAUUAUGACGACGACACCACCCAGUUGUCCAGAUGUCUUGGACUAUUCGACCUCACCUCUCUAGGAGUCGGGAGUACCCUCGGUCUAGGAGUGUACGUGCUGGCCGGCGCUGUCGCCAAGACUGUUGCUGGACCGGCGGUUGCCAUCAGCUUUUUGGUGGCAGCCAUUUCUUCUGUAUUUGCUGGGUUAUGUUACGCAGAAUUCGCUUCAAGAGUCCCAAAAGCCGGUUCAGGCUAUAACUACAGUUACGUGAGCGUCGGGGAGUUCAUCGCGUUCACGAUUGGUUGGAACUUGAUCUUGGAGUACGCUAUAGGAACAGCCAGCGUCGCCAAAGGCAUGGCGGUCUACAUUGACACCCUCUUCAAUAACACCAUGGCGAAAACCUUGACCGCGGCUACUCCGAUCAAUGUGUCCUUCUUGGCUGACUACCCUGAUUUCUUUGCAUUUGGUCUAGUUUUUUUGGUAACUAUUCUGCUCGGUAUUGGAGUUAACGAAUCUGCGAAAAUGAAUAACGUAUUCACGGCCCUCAAUGUAUUAACUGUCAUAGUUGUUGUCGUCGCGGGCGCUGUCAAAAGUAACCCAGCUAACUGGAACAUCAAACUAGCCGAUAUUCCACCCGAGUACGUGAGUCAAGCCGGGGAAGGAGGCUUUAUGCCGUGGGGUGUGGCGGGCGUCAUGGCGGGAGCGGCUAAAUGCUUCUUCGGCUUCGUCGGCUUCGACUGCGUGGCCACCACGGGGGAAGAGGCCAAGAACCCGAAAAGAGACAUACCUCUGUCAAUAGUUCUGUCUCUGAUCAUAAUCUUCUUGUCAUAUUUCUCCAUCGCGACAGUGCUCACCAUGAUGCUGCCUUAUUAUAUGCAGGACGCGGAGGCCCCAUUCCCCUACGUAUUCGAACAGGUUAACUUACCGGUGAUCAAGUGGGUGGUGACAGUGGGUGCUAUAUUCGCUUUGUGCACGAGUCUGCUCGGCACCAUGUUCCCACUCCCGCGGGUGCUGUACGCUAUGGCGUGUGACGGGGUGCUGUUCCGACCACUAGCCGCCAUUCACCCGAAGACCAAGACCCCAUUGUUGGCCACUGCGAUUAGUGGAUUUCUUUCGGCAAUAAUGGCAGCCAUGUUCAAUCUGAAACAACUGAUAGACAUGGUGUCUAUUGGGACUUUGCUAGCGUACACCAUCGUGGCAACAAGCGUUCUCAUACUUAGAUACGAGGAGGAGGAUGUAUCUGUUGGCACGGAAAAAAUAUCGGCACGCGGGAGGGGAGUGCUAGCAGUAUUAGGUCAGGGUUGCAACCUGCUCGGACUCAAGAACCCCACGCAACUCUCCUCCACCAUCGCCAAGAUUACCAUCGCUGUCCUCUUCGUGGUGGCGCUGGCGACGUGCGUAGUAUUGAGUGUGGACGGCGGAGCGGUGGCGGGAGCAAUACUGGGGGCGAUCCUGGUGGUAUUACUGGUGGUGUUAUACCGACAACCCACUAAUGACGUAUCCCAUCUCUCAUUCAAGGUGCCGCUAGUCCCACUUGUCCCAUACCUGAGCGUCUGCAUGAACGUGUAUCUGAUGGUCCAGUUGGACUACCAGACGUGGGUUCGGUUUUUCAUAUGGCUUAUAAUCGGUUACCUAAUUUACUUCUUAUAUGGAAUCCGUAACAGUUCACUCAAUUCUUCACAGCCCGCCGGUAAAGUCGAUGACAAGGAUAAAUCACAAGUCGUAACAAAAUUUUGAUCUGUAAUACCAGAUUAGGCGUAAUGUGUCUUACGUGUUGAAUACCUGGAUAUUGUUGUGUAUGUAAUAGUUAUAAUAUUAAUCCUGUGAUUGUUGGACAGUUAAGGUUGUGAGUGAAAAGCAUCUCAAGACUAUGGAUUACUUAGUGAUUUUUUAUUUAUUUAUAUGAGAUACAAAACUGUGCGUAAUAAUACAGCUCUCACCUCUGAGCCGGGGCUCCCAAACAUCAGCUCUUUCUCUUGGACUCCCUGCACAAGCAAGUCUUUCGAAUCAUCUAGAAUCCUAGUCAUCGGAUCUCCGAUUAAGCGUUCCAGUGUUCAAAGAACCUUUUCCAAUUGACACAACCUUCGCAUCAUCGUCAAGACGCCUUUAUAAAGUUCAAAAGUUCAGUCACUACGCCAUCAAGAGACCACUUACAGAUGCUAUUUCUCUUCUUGAUUCACUUGUCACUACCGCCAGUAAUAAUUUUAUUGGGAUCUCUUACGUUUUUUUUUAGAUUGUUUGUCUGUGUUGCCUAUUCCAAAACAUAACAAAAUUUCGAGAACAUUCGUCUCCCGAUUGCAUGCCGAUUUGCAACAUUCUGUUUAUAUCUCAAAUAAAGUACUCCCGCUCAGUAUAAUAGUUCACUGUUGUUGUCAAUUAACCUGUAAAAAUAAAGGUAUCAUAGAGAAAAAUAAUCUUUGUUCCUUACCUACUUAUGCUUACAUUUUUUGUAGGAACUAAAGGGAGGUCUGAGAUUCACUUGCGGGCACUAGACCCUUACGGUUAGUCGAUUAUUUUGUGAAAGAUUGUUAACUUUACUUCUCUAACCCUAGAGUAAUUUUUUAACUCGAAUCAUAUGUCAAUGUUAAACAAAAAAACACCGAUUUUUAUAUGUGAUUUACUUAAUUAAAAAUCAAUUAAUGUUGCCAUAAAUAAAUUGAAUUGCAAGGCCUAGUUAAAAAUGGUAAUUAUUGAUUUUAUUAUUGUAAACAGUUACAAAUUGUUGCUAACUUUAAGGAUUAUCCUACGAUUGUUCAAAGUACAUAAUAUUAUUACUCUAAAAUUAUGAAAACUUCAUUCUAAAAAUAUUGCUGCACUCCAGUUAUUAGUAUCCGUAAUUUUAAACUAGGAAUUGGAAACGAAAACUCCUUCAGUUAUUUCUGUACCAGUCCAAUGAAAUAAAUAAAUGUCAUACGAAUGUAAACUAGAGAUUUUAGAUUUUAUGGCUUAUAAUAUUACGGGCUAAUGAUGUUAAGAUUAUUAUUAAAAAUAAAAUAUUACAGAGUAUUUUCUACAAUUAUCUUUAAAUUAAGCAAAACAACGGGUACAGUUACUUCCAAGCUGCCAUACAGGGUGUCUCAUUUAUGAAACCACCCAAUAAUUUUAACGACAGCUGUGCUUCAAAUAAACUUCGACAUUCAAGCUAUUUAAAAUAAUUAAUUUGUCACAGCAAUUUGUUGUAAAUUUAAUUUCGUUCUAAAUUCAAAGCCAUGAAGAAUGUCUGUGAUUAAGGAUGUAACAAAAUAGUAAAUUAUUAUUUUAUUAAUUAUAUAUAUAUAUAUAUAUAUAUGUAUCGAAUUUAGGACUUUUCUUUUCAAUCGAUAAGUUUGAUAAUUUCACUAUGAAAUCCUUAGUCCUAGUCCUUAGCGCGCAAGAUAUUAUUAUGUUGAAUGUACGGUAACAUGAAUGCAUUAUUUGUCUAUUUUACAUACAAUAUUCUGUGAUCUAAUAAUAGAAAUCUUAAUUAAAAUAAAACAAAAAAAAUAAAAGCGUAA